Messenger RNA from Verticillium dahliae VdLs.17, 2070 nucleotides. Its product is annotated as transcription factor. Gene Ontology annotation, molecular function: DNA-binding transcription factor activity, RNA polymerase II-specific; RNA polymerase II transcription regulatory region sequence-specific DNA binding; zinc ion binding. The transcript is spliced from 3 exons. Gene Ontology annotation, cellular component: nucleus. Lineage: Eukaryota; Fungi; Ascomycota; Sordariomycetes; Glomerellales; Plectosphaerellaceae. Gene Ontology annotation, biological process: regulation of DNA-templated transcription; cellular response to starvation. The record is from RefSeq and is a predicted model, not a curated record. The coding region runs from base 1 to 2070 and encodes 689 amino acids.
AUGCCGGACGAACUCGAGGAGAACGGGGCCGAGGUCUCGGAUGCCAUGUCGGACAAUGAGCACGAGUACGAAGACGAUCUUGCUGUGAAAGACGAAGACGACAAGAUGGCCGAGACGAACGACUCUACCGACAACAAUGGCGAGGUCAAGAAGAAGUAUGACCCUAAAGACCCCUUGCGCCCACGGCGGAAGAAGGCCAGGAGAGCAUGCUAUGCUUGCCAGCGAGCUCAUUUGACGUGCGGAGAUGAACGACCAUGUCAACGAUGCAUCAAGCGUGGCCUGGCCGAUGCCUGCCAGGACGGCGUACGCAAAAAGGCGAAAUAUCUCCACGAUGCACCUCCUGAAGCCUUGCGACCUGUUCUGGGCCCCAAUUACAACCCGAACCCAACGCCGGCCCGUCCAAACGGUCAACGACAGCACAGCAAUGCUUCGGAGACGGCCUCCACAGCCGGGAGCACCUACUUUUCCCAAAGUACCGCCUCGACCACGUUCCCGGUGUACUCUGGUUCGCAGACACCCGUGGGCCUUCCCGAGGGACUCACUUUCCCGCAGCCGUCACCAGUCUCGCCUCCAUUCCCUCAGCCAGCCACCAAUAACCAGCGACCUAAUACGAUGGGAGGCAUGAUCUCGCCUCAGAUCUCCGGGGAUCCAUUGAGUUUUAAUACACUCUUCGACCCCAGCAACCCCGCCAUCUUCAACUUUGACUUGGAAGGCCUCAACUUCGGCAGCCAGUAUGGUGCCAUGGAGUUUGGCAUGCUGGGCCACAUGUCCUCUGGGGCUGGGGAGACUCCACCGCGCGACCCUUCUCUUUCAGGACCCAGCAGCGGCGACAUCAAUUUUGGAUCCGCUGGUGUCUUUGGCAACGGCAACGGCCAGUUUGGUCAGUCCUAUGAUGGCAUAGGGAGCGAAUUCUUGAACCUCGAUCACCCUUCAAGCGGCCUGUAUCAGCAGGGCAAUCUCCAACAUGGCUUGCCCCACGCAUAUGCUAUCGCUGCCGGCCCAAACAGUCUGCAUAGUCCCAGCACCGAGACGACGGCGAGUCCACAACCGACCAAUUUCAAUUUUGAGGGCUCACCGAGCGGCAAUUUCGGCGGCCUGGGCGGUAACCAAUCCCUGACAGGUGUCGGAGGCCGUCACAAGAGCAAGCCCAGUGCGGCGCAGAAAGGCGGGCCCCAAUCGAUCCUGGGAAAGAGGCAGAGAGAUCCAUCGUGGAUAUACGAGUCGGUUAAGGAGCCCUAUCAGUACCUGGCCGGGUUCCACGCUCUCAUCGCUUUCCUUCAGAAGAGAUUCUCUGCCAACAAGACGCUAAGGAUUGCCAAGGCACUGGCCAGCAUCCGGCCUUCGUUUAUCUCCUGCACGCGGAACCUGAAUCAACAGGAUCUCGUCUUCAUGGAGAAGUGUUUCCAAAGGACGCUGUUCGAAUAUGAAGACUAUAUGCACCAGUGCUCGGCGCCUACCAUAGUGUGUCGCCGGACGGGCGAAAUUGCGGCUGCGAACAAGGAGUUCACCGCCUUGACAGGAUGGACCAAGGACGUCCUUCUCGGCAACGAACCCAACUUGAACGUCAAUACUGGCGGUGCUGCUUCUACCACUGCAAGCGGCGCCAACACGGGUCGUGCUGGCUUGGCGACGCCGAAGCUGUCCGCCGCAACGCUGGACUCUGUCGAGACGGAAGGGAGUCGCAAGCAGCCAGUCUUCAUUGCCGAGAUUCUCGACGACGACAGUGUCAUUGAGUUUUACGAGGACUUCUCCCACCUUGCAUUUGGCGACAGCCGAGGCAAGGUCUACAAGACAUGCCAAGCACUCAAAUACCGGACCAAAGAGGCUGCCGAGGCUGCCGCUGCCAUGGAGGUCACGCCACAACGAGACCCAAGGAAGAGCAUCCUCAGCAGCCGCGUCAUUCGUAUCGACGGUGAACACGGCAUCUCCAAGAUUGAGAAGGACGGCAAGGUCAACUGUCGCUAUUGCUGGACCAUCAAACGCGAUGUCUUUGAUAUUCCCAUGCUUAUCGUUAUGAAUUUUUUGCCAUGCUAUUCGCGCAACCAGGAACCGCACCAACUUGCUGUUUAG